Messenger RNA from Peromyscus eremicus (cactus mouse), 1995 nucleotides. It is a transcript of the gene Znf157, whose product is annotated as zinc finger protein 157. The record is from RefSeq and is a predicted model, not a curated record. The transcript has 4 exons. Gene Ontology annotation, biological process: regulation of DNA-templated transcription. Bases 1 to 1521 code for a protein of 506 amino acids. Lineage: Eukaryota; Metazoa; Chordata; Mammalia; Rodentia; Cricetidae.
AUGUCAGCGAAUGAGAAAUCACCCCAGAGAUUUCCUGCCUUGAUUUCAGAAGAACCCAGCAGAUCAGCUGAGGGAUCUGUGUCAUUUGAGGAUGUGGCUGUGGAUUUCACCCAACAAGAGUGGCACAGACUGGACUCUACCCAGAGGAACAUGCACAAGGAUGUGAUGCUGGAGACCUACAGUCACUUGGCAUCUGUGGGCCUCUGCGUGGCCAAACCAGACAUGAUCUUUAAGUUGGAGAGGGGAGAAGAACUGUGGAUAUUAGAAGAGGAAUCUUCAGGCCGUGAUUACUCAGGACCUCUGUCUCUGCUAUGUGGCAACAGUUCAAUUGGGGGUAAUGCCCUUGUGCUGGAGAACAACAUUUUUCAGUAUCGGAGUAUUCAAACUUUGAAUCAAAAUGUUGAUUAUAACAGAUGUGAGGAAGACUUCCAUGAAGAAACAGGUUUUGUUCAACAUAAAAGGACUCAUACCAGAGAUAAAAACUUUGAAUGUUAUGAAUGUGGAAAAGUAUACUGCAGGAAAUCUAACCUUGUUGAACAUCUGAGAACACAUACAGGGGAGAGGCCCUAUGAGUGUGGUGAAUGUACAAAGACUUUCAGUGCAAGGUCAUACCUCAUUGCUCAUCAGAAAACUCACACGGGAGAAAAGCCCUUUGAAUGUCAUGAAUGUAGAAAAUCUUUUGGCAGGAAGUCACAACUCAUUCUACAUUGCAGAACACACACAGGAGAGAGACCCUAUGAAUGUACUGAAUGUGGGAAAACCUUUUCUGAGAAGGCAACCCUCACAAUCCACCAGAGAACCCACACUGGUGAGAGGCCUUAUAAAUGCAAUGAAUGUGGUAAGACAUUUCGUGUCAAGAUAUCUCUCACCCAGCACCUGAGAACUCACACAGGGGAGAAACCCUAUGAAUGUGGGGACUGUGGGAAAAACUUCCGAGCAAAGAAAUCCCUAAACCAACAUCAAAGAAUUCACACAGGUGAGAAACCCUAUGAGUGUGGACAAUGUGGGAAAUUCUUCCGAAUGAAAAUGACUCUAAAUAAUCAUCAAAGAACUCACACAGGUGAAAAACCCUAUCAUUGUAAUGAAUGUGGGAAAGCCUUCAGGGUACACUCAUCUCUGGGAAUCCAUCAGAGAAUCCAUACCGGAGAGAAGCCCUAUGAAUGUAAUAAAUGUGGAAAUGCUUUCUAUGUGAAAGCUCGUCUCAUUGAGCAUCAGCGUAUUCAUUCAGGAGAGAAACCCUAUGAAUGUAGUGACUGUGGGAAGAUCUUUAGCAUGAAGAAAUCCCUUCGUCAACACAAGAGGACUCACACUGGUGAGAAGCCUUAUGAAUGUAGUGAGUGUGGAAAUGCUUUUUAUGUGAAAGUGCGCCUCAUUGAGCAUCAGAGAAUUCACACAGGAGAGAGGCCUUUUGAAUGUCAGGAAUGUGGAAAGGGCUUCUGUCGGAAAGCCCACCUCACAGAACACCAGAGAACUCACUUGGGCCAAUCCUUGCUUUGUGCAUUGGAGAAAGCUUCUCCUUGAAGAGUCCCUCACUCCCAACACUGGGUCAAGCCCCUAGGGGCAUCUAAUCAAGCAGAACAUGCAAAGCACAUUUGCCACUGUGUGGUACUUAGACCGGUAUAAAAAUGUAUCUGAUCCCUUUAGGGAAUAGCUCAUUAUUGCUUGUUUUUUUUUGAGACACUUUGUAGCCCAGGCUGGCCUUGAACUUUUGCCAUAGUCUUCUGAGUGCUUUGACAACAGGUGGGCAAAACAGUCUGUCUGGCUUUUUUUCAUUUGUAUUUCUCAAUUUAGUGAUGAAGUUGAACAUAUUGUGUGAUGAUUAGCCAUUUAAAUAUUUUUUUAAAUCUGUACUGAUUGCUUAUAUCCUUUGUUCACUGUUUCCUAAUGAGAACUUUAUCUUUUACUCUCUGGUUUAAAUGUUGUUGUUGGUGUUGUUGUUUAACAUGUAAGCAUAUAAAGUCCUCAUUCAUGUGUUAAAAUAUCUUCUCUCAGAUU